CAAGUGUGCUGGACUUCCUGUCUUUGUUUAGCUCUCUAGUUAGUUCAGUCUGGACUGAGCACCUGGGUCUGCUCAUGUCUAUUUAUAGAUGGCACAUUGCUGACAUGCUUAAACCUUGAAAGCCUGGAUGGAGUUCUUUAACAGGAGAGCCAGGCCAGUUCCUGUCUUCGUUGUCUCGUGGAGACGCAGUGGCCUGUGCAGCUGUGUCAAGUCAUCACCCUGUUUAUCAUCUAACAAGAGCAUCAAUGACUUUAGACACACACACACACAUCAAGAUCACUAAUGUCUAAAAGAUUGAUGAGGUCCAUUCAGGCCCCGCGAGGGCUGGUCCAGCGUCGAUAAGGCGGCUUCCAUUUCACCUCCAUUCAAGCGUCCUAUCGGAUGAGUCGUCUCCACAAAGGGGCGUUUCGUCGGAGCCGGAUGAUGAUAAAUUUAGGUCCCGUGAACGAGGACCGGACACCAUGAGAGGCCGGGGGAAGGACGCCUCAGCUCGCUCCGGUCGGGAGAAGGAGGAGAACACCAUGUUGUUGUCAAAAUGGCGGACAAGCAGGAAACCACAGAGCUGAGAUUAACUUAAUACACGCCCCCCCAAAAAAGAUAAAGCGCACAAUGUGCAACAUCUCCUUCUGUAAUGUGGACAGCAAGGUGGAUCAGUACUUUCAGCCCACGCUGUAUAUCAUUGUCAUGGUGCUGGGUCUGCCCACCAACUGCUUGGCCUUGUGGGCCGCCUACUUGCAGGUGCGGCAACACAACGAACUGGGUGUGUACUUGAUCAACCUGUCGGUGGCAGAUCUUCUAUACAUCGGCACGCUGCCCCUGUGGAUCGACUACUUCCUGCAGCAUGACGACUGGAUCCACGGGCAAGAGAGCUGCAAGCUCUUCGGGUUCAUCUUCUACACCAACAUCUACGUCAGCAUCGCCUUCCUAUGCUGCAUCUCGCUGGACCGUUACCUGGCCGUGGCCUACCCGUUGAGAUUCGUCAAAGUACGACGAGUCAAGACAGCCAUCUUGGUGAGCACCAUGGUAUGGCUGAUUGAGAUCAUUGCCAAUUCCGCGCCGCUCUUCCAUGACGAGCUCUUCCAGGGCCGCUUCAACCACACGUUCUGCUUCGAGAAGUUCCCCAUGCAGGACUGGGUGGCGGGCAUGAACCUGUACCGGGUCUUCCUGGGUUUCCUAGCGCCAUGGAGUGCCAUGUUAGUGGCCUACCGCGGCAUCCUGGUUGCCGUGCGCUGCAAUGUCUCCACCGAGCGACAGGAGAAGGCCAAGAUCCAGCGUUUGGCACUGAGUUUGAUUCUGAUUGUGUUACUCUGCUUCGGGCCGUACCAUAUCCUCCUCCUGGUGCGGAGCGUGAUGUUUCUCAGAAAACCGUGUGACUGCGGUUCGGAGGAGCGAUUAUUCGCCGCAUACCACGUCUCGCUGGCGCUCACCAGCCUCAACUGCGUCGCUGACCCUAUUUUGUACUGCUUCGUCAACGAGGGCGCCAGGCACGAUGUGGGCCGGGCUCUCUCCACACUGAUAACCUUUACGUGCCGCAGGGGUUCUGCUUCUUCACCGUCGCAGGCUGACGUGCUCAAUGCCGGAUCAGUCACUUUGGAAACGCCACUGGCGGCCAAGAAGCAACCGUGCGUGAACGCUGACGGCUGCCAAACUAGUGGGUACAAGACGGAAGUGGGGGCGCUCAAGGAGGAAUGUCUACAGAUGACCAUACUUACAGGCAGGAAGUGAUUUGAGACUUGAGAGGAAACACGUUUUAUGUCAGGGCUUCAAAUGAAUUUUCUAAGACAGGAUUUGACCGUUAAAGAAGUACACUAUUAACUAAAAAAUUUGAAAAACUAUAAAAUACAGACAAAAACGAAGUAGAGCUGUAGAAAUGUAAAGUUUACUGUCGUUUUUUAACUGAAUAUUACGGAAUCAUUUGUUUUAAUUUUUUUUACACUUCGAUCCAUACGAAACUGGGAUUCAAGCCCACACCGUCAUUUGGCAGUCGAGCGUGUUGACUACCGAGCUACUGAAGUCAGUUUGGAGCAAGUGCUAUGUGUGUAGAAUUUUGAAGAACAUAAUUACCUGAGAUGUUAAAAGAAAAUACUAGCAGCCAAAGCUGGACUGGGAUAUUAGCUCAGUAGACAGCAUGAUCGACUACCACAGUGACAAACCCCAGUUAGAGAGGCAGUACUGUGAAAAAAUCAGACUGCUCUUUUGUUAUAAAAUAACAGUUAAAUUAUUAUUGUUUUUUUUUCACCAGUAUUUUACUGUAAAUUUACAGGGUUUUUCUUUUUUUUUUUUUUUUUUUGUAACAAUAUAGGGUGAGAGUUUCACAUUAGGACUGGGAUCUCAAUCAAGGGUGAGGGUUUCAAAUGAUCGUUUCAUGGCAAGAGCUGAGGAUUUAAAAGGCAGUUUCAGAUGUUGGUUCGUUUUUGACAACAUUUCAAGUCAGAUUUUUAAUGCUUCAAAAUAGGGUUCCAGAUUGGGUUUAAUUGGUUGAUUAAGAUUUCAAAUUGGGAUCACGAUUACGAGAAAGAUUGGAAUUUCAAACAAGGUUUCAUUUUGGGGUUAGGUUUUCAAAUUAGGGUUAUGGUUUCAAAUCAAGGUUUUGGGUUCCAAGCCAGGCUUUCCUACAAUGUUUUUGUUUGUGUUUCAGAAACUGUGAAGGGUACCGAGAUACAGUGAGAUUUAGCACCAGUGGUAGCGUACUGAAGGGUGCUGACCUAUUUAAACUUUAAAAAAAAAAAAAAAACAAUGUGGACCAGACAUCUUGGUGAAAACAUGUUUGAGGACCCAUCACUUCCUGUUGUAGAGGAAGGGAAAUUGUGAUUAAUCAACAUUUCACCGCCAAGAAUCAGGAAGCAUCACAGGCGUCUUCUGUGCCAAGAUUCCAUUGGGAUUCAUUCAGGCAUUAACUUUCGUUUUCCUGCCAUGUAAUCCACGCAUGGCGACUGUUGUUGAUGUUCUGUCUGGUUUUUAGAUAUUGAAAGUCAAGUUUGUAAGUUAUUGUUUUGUUUAUGAACAGAAUAAACGAUAUUAUCACCUCGCCGGCUCAUCCUCAAACCUGUAGGGAUUGGUGAGGUAAGAAAUCCAUGAUCAUAUUUGUCUAUUACUCAUUUGAUAGGGACUGUGUAUUUAUUUUGGGAUAAAUUAUUCAAAUAGGCUAACAUGUGGUUACGGCUACAGAAUAGGUCCAAUUUAUUCCGCCUCCAAGCAUGACCAAUGUGACCCCGAAUCCAUUUGCGGAUGAAAAGCGGAAAAACAUCACUGCAAACUGCUCGUGCUCAGAGCAGUGAUUCACAACCAAUUGGAGAUGUGACAAAAUGCAGGGAAAGUGGUACUUUUGAUGAAAUUAACCUCAAUUCACUUGAUCAAGGUUUGAUGGACGUGUACCUUUUUUAAGUGUCCUAGGGUCCAAAGACAUGCCCCACAUUCAGUGAACAAAGCGGACUGGGAUUUUUUCCCCGAUGUUCUGACCCUAAGUGGAUUUUAUGGGGGGGAAGCAGGCCCCCCUGGUGUCCAAAAAAUGUGUUUUCGCAUGUAAUUGACUUUCCUAUAUUUAUAUAAAAGUUGAAAAGCAGUGAAAAACUGCAACAAAAAUGAAUGAAACGAACAAAAAAAU
Messenger RNA from Corythoichthys intestinalis (scribbled pipefish), 3604 nucleotides. Its product is annotated as G-protein coupled receptor 4-like. Gene Ontology annotation, biological process: G protein-coupled receptor signaling pathway. Gene Ontology annotation, molecular function: G protein-coupled receptor activity. The transcript is spliced from 4 exons. Gene Ontology annotation, cellular component: membrane. Lineage: Eukaryota; Metazoa; Chordata; Actinopteri; Syngnathiformes; Syngnathidae. The record is from RefSeq and is a predicted model, not a curated record. The coding region runs from base 610 to 1725 and encodes 371 amino acids.